Messenger RNA from Plutella xylostella (diamondback moth), 3118 nucleotides. RefSeq lists its product as uncharacterized. Gene Ontology annotation, biological process: regulation of transcription by RNA polymerase II. Gene Ontology annotation, cellular component: nucleus. NCBI's taxonomy places the organism in Eukaryota, Metazoa, Arthropoda, Insecta, Lepidoptera, Plutellidae. The record is from RefSeq and is a predicted model, not a curated record. Gene Ontology annotation, molecular function: RNA polymerase II cis-regulatory region sequence-specific DNA binding; DNA-binding transcription factor activity, RNA polymerase II-specific.
CGCCAGAAUAAUUCGUUACCUGCCCGCGACGACACACGCCAGCCGAUUUCAAAUAAAUUCUGCCAUAAAAUCCCUAAACCGUGACUGCUAAAAGCAUUUUUUCAAUGCAUAUAAAUAUUCACUUUCCUUACGUUUAAUCGUGAAAUUACAGCCGACGACCGGUGUAGAUAAGGCUGGCUCGCUCCGCCGCCAGGUAAACGUAGGUGUGUGAAAGGGACAAGUAAAAAAAAAUAUUUUAGGAGUGGUUACGAGUGAUGUGUCCGCGAUCAGUGCUCGACGGAGCUGCGGGCGAGCGGGCGCGCGCGACGCCGCAUCACUAGCGCAUUCGAACAUCGAACUCUGCGAGUCCGCCAACUGCCGCCGACUAGUGUUGUGUGUGAUGUAAAAAUCGAUCGACAUCGAUAGACGGUUACAGUGACAAACAUGAUGACUAUGGACGUCGGGAUGUACAACAAUCAGCAGACCGGCUACGGAAGCGAGUACUACGCGCAGGCGGGCGCCUACCAGCCUUAUGAAGCCUACCACGAGGGUUACUACGAGCCGGGCCCGUACUAUGAACCUCCGCACGAGCCCGCGCCGCCCGUCAUCAGCGACGCCGGCCUCUGCUACACCAACCUCGACUACGGGGAACUCCAGCACCAGGGCUACCCCAUACACGCCAUGCCGCCUCACCACACUCAUAGAGAAGAACCACCUCGGCUCGAAGAUAUAACCCACGUUCACGAGCAUAAACUCGAAGGGCAUUACCUAGAGACGAAAUACAACAUGCACUUCGUGGACGAGGCGGCCGGGUGCUCGGCGCUGCCUGACUACGACCAGUACCAGCCCAAGGAGGAGUUCGCGGGGGCGAGGGAGGGGUACCUGCCCGAGGGGGUGCCUCAGGCCGUGCCCACGUACAAGUGGAUGCAGGUCAAGAGGAACGUGCCUAAACCUAGUGCUCCAAAGCUGAUGAUCCCGUCCCCUGACUUCAUGUCAUCAGGCGUGAUGGGCAGCCCUCAGGACGGGAUGCGAACCCCGACCUCCCAGCUCAUGGGCAACCCGCUGCUCAACCUCAACAACACGGGUCGGACCAACUUUACCAACAAACAACUCACCGAGCUAGAGAAGGAGUUUCAUUUCAACAAGUACCUCACGCGAGCGAGAAGGAUAGAGAUAGCGUCAGCGCUGCAACUGAACGAGACGCAAGUCAAGAUCUGGUUCCAGAACCGAAGGAUGAAACAGAAGAAGAGGAUAAAGGAGGGGCUGAUUCUGUCGCCUGACGCGGUCGCGGCACCACCGUCGCACGAUCCCGUCGGGUCCAGUGAGAACAGUCGCGAGUCCACAUAAGUGAUAGACUAAAUGUUACGUUUGUCGAGUCGGGUUAGGUCUUCGAUGUGAUUGGUUAGAUCAGUGUUCUCUUCGUUGCAGAGUUUGUGUAUAGUUUGAGUACGACAAUGUGUGGUUGAAGCUUCGAUGAUGGCAAAGCUCAAGCUACAGGAACGAUACAUAGACAAAACAUACCUACUUACUUUCUAUAUAGAUUUUGUCAUUUGAAAUGAAAUCUUACAGAUGGAAAGUCCUGUGUAACAAAGUAAUGGUAUAGUUUUACUAAGUAAUUACAACAUUAUAUAGGAUUAUAGAUAACAUUGUGUUCAUUUCUUUCUUUGCUUAGGUUUAGAUUUUGUUCGUGUUUGGAGAACACUCAUCGACUUUGGAAAUAAUCAAAUUAAUGUUUAAUGUUGUGCAUUCAUAUCACCUAACAUCAUAAUUAGAUACAUAAAAAUAUCUAUAGAUAACUGAAGUAGUUUUCCGAAACCAUACAAUAUCAGUAGAGCAAGAGUUUUUCAUUUGGUACAUUUUACUUUUGUUUUAGGCCUAUUUGUAAUUUUGAAUUAAGUACUCAAAAUGAAGGCGAGAAAUAAAAAUAUAUUGUCGGCACUUGGAUUAAAGUUGGUUAAACCAUGCGUCAAGGAAGCUAGGUUUAGUGCCAAUUUCUCCAUAGUGGGUUAGAGCAUAACCAGGGAUUAUUGAUUGACUUUUGACACACCUUUCAAGAAUUUAAUAUGGAGAUGACGUAUAAUUGAUCAACCUGGUUACGAUAUAACCGACUAUGGAGAAAUUAGAGCUUAGCAAAUAAGAAUGGAUUCUGUGAAUAUUCUGUACAUUUUCGUAUUUUAAGAAGCUUUUUAUUCUUUUUUUACUUAGAUCUUUUCGGAAUAAUAACACUUUAAGUCAAUAACGUUCUUUUUAAAAUAUAAAAUUGUGUUUUUAUAUAUUUUUUAUAACGAUUAAUAUAAGUAACUUAUGUUUCUAUUUAUAUUUAGACCAAAGCUCAAUAAUUUUAACGGCAUUGUUCAUUCUCUACCUGGUUGGACGUGUACAUUAGUGUAAAUGCAAAAUGGAUUUACUUACCUAAAUAAUAUUUAUUAAAUUAAAGGUAAAUAACGGAAAUAGCUGCACUUAUGUACUAUCGAGGAAUCGGCUUGUGUCCUACCUUAUACCAUAGACAUUUUGUCUAUGCUUAUACCUACUAAAGCUUGGCACCGCGUAUUCACUACAAGUUGCGUUUGUAAUAUUGCUUUUAAAUUGGCAUAGAUUUCCCCGAUGGUACAUUAUUAUGCCCUUUGAGUGAAUUUAUGUCCCUCAACAACCUCAACAUUGCUACUAAGAUAGCGUAAGAAAUUUCAAUGAAACAGUAAACCUCAUGUUUAAAAGUCGAAAAGGAAAGUCAUUCAAUUAAUAACCAAACCUAAGGUUUUGGUUUUCAUGCAAAAUAUUGACCAUGUUUUAGUUAACCCCAGACUAAACAACAUAAGUUAACUGUAUGAUUAUCAGCCUGAGGAAAAUCGCUUAAAUUACAACAUGUUUGAUUAUUAUAACUUUAGGUAAGGAAAUUUCGUAGUGUUUUUAGAACCUAUUACUUUUACGUAACUAUAGGCAUCAUGCUUAAGUUUAUGGUUAUCAAGAGACUAUAAAAGAAGCGAUUUUCACCGGUCAUACAAAAUACAUACAUUCUUAAAUACAUAUAAUUAUGUAUCUAUCUACAGUAGUGUGUGAAGAUAAUUAUAUUUGUGUGUAAAUUGUUAACUAUAAGACCUAGUUGAAGUAUCUUUAUCAAUAAAUUAACUAUCUAUUUUCA